AUGUUUCCCCGCAUACGGGAGCGGAGCACGACCGGAGUGGGGACCGGACAGAGGAAGGGGAGCGCCGGCGCUAGUCGCCCCAUACUCGCUCCGGAGAUGGAGAUGACCAACCUGCGUAGCAACGCAAGGGUGGACUGCACGAACUGCGACGGGCUGCUCGGCAGGAACGGCGGAGACUCCACCGAAGUGUCCGUGCCCCUGUCGCUCCCAGGGAAGCGGACGACCCCUAUCGAGGGAGACAACCUCUACAGACUGAGGGACAGAAAGUUUUUACUGGAGGACAAGAAGCGCCUCUGCGCUUGGGCUCUGGGCACUGCUCUUCUCGGAAUACUGCUCAUGAUAAUACACGCCGAGAUGUGCCCGUUCGUUUAUAAACCGGGCUCUGACUAUGCCUUCAUCAUCAACUGUUCCAUUAGCAUGUCCACUGGGUGUCUCCUGAUCCUCAUUAUAGCUUUCCAUUAUAAAGACAUCAGGCUCUUUGUCAUCGAUCACAACCAAGUGGAUUGGCGCAUCGCUCUGACCAGCCACAAGGUUCUUGUCAUCACUCUGGAGCUGUUGGUCUGCGCCAUCCAUCCUAUCGGCACCUACUGGGGCGUCGGCCUCCCCAUCCGUGAGGCUAGGGGAGAGGCCCUGAUGGACACGGAGUUGCUGUUGUCAGCGUUGAUGUUCCUCCGGCUGUACUUGGUGCACCGAACUAUCCUGCUGCACAGCAAAGUGCUGCUGAGUGCCUCCUAUAGGAGCAUCGGCUCGCUCAACAACAUCAACUUCACCUUCCGCUUUGUACUCAAGGUACUUAUGAACAAAUAUCCGGCGCGCACUCUGCUGGUGUUCAUCCUCUUCUUCUGGCUCGCCGCAUCUUGGAUGCUCACCUUGUGUGAGAGGCAAAUCCCAGUCCCAACAGGCCACAUGGACACGGCACUGUGGCUUAUAGCCAUCACUUUUCUCACAGUGGGCUACGGGGAUGUGUCGCCCAAAACCAGCUGUGGCAAAGCAGUGUGUCUGUUCACCGGAGUCAUGGGUGUAGCCUGCACUGCCAUGCUGGUGGCAGUUGUGACCAAGAAGCUGGCCCUGAACAAAGGAGAAAAACAUGUACACUUCUUCAUGAUGGACAUCCAGAUCUCUAAAAGGAUCCGGCAUGCAGCUGCUAAUGUUCUCAGGGAGUGUUGGCUCCUGCACCGCACGAACCUGACAAAAGGCAACAGCGGAGAGCACCGGAGACACCAGAGAUGCCUUCUGGAGGCCAUCAGAGUAUUUCGGCAUUUGCGCCUCAAACAAAGGAAACUGAGAGAUUACGCCAGUGAGAUGGUAGACCUCCCCAAGAUGCAGAUGAUCAUGUGUGACCUUAGUGCAAAUUGGAACAACUCCUAUCGGGAGCUGGAGCAACGCAUCCUCUCCAUGGAGCAGAAGCUGGAUGAGCUGAACCGCUGCUUUCAACAAACCUCCGAGUUGCUGUCUCAGGCGCUGCGUCACCACAACCCGGAGAUUAGGUGACAUGUGGCCCUAUGGAUUUGUCGAACAUUGGAGAUGGAUGAAAGUCCUCUUGCCCACAAUAUCCGUGAAACUGGGAUGGGAUGGGAAAAUGGGAUUCCUCUGCUCUGGAAGCUGCUCUGAAUACUUGCCCUGCUGCACCACUUGGAGGACUGGCUUACCUACAACAAAUCUCCUCUUCUGACCCAGUGCUUAAGACUGCAGAACGAGUCAGAAGUGUACCACUGUGCUGACAAGAUGACCUUUUACUCAAGUGGAGUCACACUAUAUUUGGACUUGUUCAGCAUGCAAAUUUUUUUUUUUAAACAAAUGUAUUUAUGAUUAUGCACAAAGCACUGCAAACAAGGACCGUGGUGGCCCUUAUAUUUUCAAAAGGCUUAAUGGCUUGCUCGCCGAUAACUUUUAAUAACUGAGUUGCAAUUUAUCAACUUUUUCGCCUUGGCUUCAUUAAGGGACUCCAGCAUUGCCUCAUUCCUGUGGAAUACAAGUUUUUUCUAAAGAAAAUUCUUGAGAUGUCUUCCAAUAAAAGAAGUCCAUCUGGUGGAAAUAACUAACAAAAAAAAAAAAAUUCAGUAAUGGUUACUUUAGAGUUAGAACCCUGAAAAUGUACAUGGUAACACAUACCCUUUUGGUCCUUUCUUGCUGCUGGUGUAUUUAAGACAAUAGCUAUACAAUAGCUAAUCUGCGAAUACUUAACGAUGAACAUUUUUGUAGUUGCUCAUUUUAAUGAUUACUGUCAGGUCCUGGCAAAAAUGAUGCGGCUAAGUGGUUUUACCUCGUCACGCUGCAGCCAAAUAAGGAAGACUGUAAGGCAGGCAGCCACGAGUUUGAUGAAGCAAAGUUAACGUGGCUGACGGGCAGAUAAAGCCAACCUAGAUCAUAGAGGACCUUUGCCAACGGAUGCGACAUCAAUCGCAAAAAUGCAGGUUAGACUGUGUGUUUUGGUACAGCAGUGGGGAAGACACGGUCACAACGGCCCUUGUGACUGUUUCAUUCGGUAUGACUCUCUGGGAUUUAUCAGUCAAAGAGCAGUGUUACCAUUCAUAACAUAUACAACAAAAACCACCAUCUUCAGAGCGGAAAAUUUAUUUUUUCUUUGGAAAAUGCAAGUUGAACCAGCAUACAUAUGUUUCCUUCAGUAUGUAUGUCAUAUAUAAUGCACCCUUUUACAUGUUCUCACUGUUUAGUCCGUAAGAUGGUAGGCCUCGUUCCCUCCUUGGGAACUUAAAAACUUUUGUAAUUGUGGGACGAAUCACUUAUCUGGGCUCCCUUUCUGAAUGUACAAAUUCAGUAACUCUUGCUUGAUUUAAAAUUUUUAUACCCUUCUUAAUGUGGCUGUCAUCUUAGUAACGCUUAACAAUUGGUAGCUACACCUGUCCACACAAGUAAGGAAAAGCUUUGAUGGAGGUUCUCUUGCCGCUUGUCUUAAAGCAAUUAAUUUGGCGCCAUCUAGUGGAGCUAUAAGGCAAUGGAUAACCAAGUGAUUACAAACGUUAUUAUUGCCUCAGAGGGGGAAGAAAAAAAAUGCUGCACUUUUAGACCCCUACAUAUAUAAAAUGCCUGACCUAGAAACAAUAAACUUCAAUAUUCAAUUUCAAAUGGGUGUUGGGAAAAAGAAUGAUAAAAAUAUAAAUGUUUAUUUUACUACUUUUAUUAAUCCCCAUGGGGUAAUUAUUUCUCUGCAUUUAACCCAUAAAUGCAUUUAACCCGUGUGGCUAGGAGCAGUGGGCAGCCGCUAGUACAGCGCCCAGGGACCAACUCCAGUUCGUCUGAUGUUCUCCAUAUUCAUUUAAUAUGGAGAACUGAUUUUUUGGGUUAACUUUUUUAUUGCUACCAAAGAUGUUCAAACCGCAUGACGGACAAAGCACUUUGUGAGAAAUAUUGGCUGAAACUGGACUAAUCCUUUUUUUCUGGGGAAAUAAACUGGACUUUAAAAUCAUUUCACCCUAUGCUUUUAGUGGGGAAAAACACCCUGAUAACUUUUUACUAUUCUAUGACAAUGUAAAAUAAUGGGGAAUUAAUUCUUUCAAUUUGGCCGAUCAUUUGCACACAACAAAACAUACCUAUCCAGGACACUUCUAAUUAAAAGCCAUUAAGAGUCAAGAUUGUGACUUUGCUUUUGUAACAAAUAAAAUUGAAGAUGAACAUGGUAGCAAAUUACAUAGCAUGCUGUCUCACUCUAUACAAUGUCUUUUGUCUAGAGAUGUUCACUGCUGCUGCAAAGUCAAAUAAACAUACUGCCCACAGUUGUUGCCCAAGUUAUUCAACUACAGCAUGUCAGAUGAAAAUGCAGGAGGGGAAAAACAGAAGCUCUGACAAUGAACCAUGAAAACAACAGCAUUUUUGGGUACUUUUUUAGUUGGAGGCCUUCUUCUAGCGCUUACCUUUUUCUGUUUUUAAGUUGGUGCCAUAUGUAAGCAGAAGGCCUCAAAAAGAUCUGUCCACAAUCGCAAGUGAGGGGCAUUUUGCACUUUCUCUUCACUGUCUGUUUCCAAGCACGCCGAGGAGGAAGGUAUUUCCCUGCCUUUCCCCUCGUGUGUUCAACUAAGAGUUUUGCCCCAAUGAAAGUUUCCC
Molecule: messenger RNA, 4062 nt
Organism: Lampris incognitus (smalleye Pacific opah)
Lineage: Eukaryota; Metazoa; Chordata; Actinopteri; Lampriformes; Lampridae
Gene: kcnn4
Product: potassium intermediate/small conductance calcium-activated channel, subfamily N, member 4
Exons: 10
Coding region: 1-1491 (496 amino acids)
Biological process (GO): potassium ion transmembrane transport
Cellular component (GO): neuronal cell body; plasma membrane; neuron projection
Molecular function (GO): calmodulin binding; intermediate conductance calcium-activated potassium channel activity; small conductance calcium-activated potassium channel activity
Source: RefSeq, a predicted model, not a curated record